Daldinia childiae is the source of this 2631-nucleotide messenger RNA. Its product is annotated as Calcium permeable stress-gated cation channel 1. Gene Ontology annotation, molecular function: calcium-activated cation channel activity. Bases 1 to 2631 code for a protein of 876 amino acids. Gene Ontology annotation, cellular component: plasma membrane. The transcript is spliced from 3 exons. The record is from RefSeq and is a predicted model, not a curated record. Lineage: Eukaryota; Fungi; Ascomycota; Sordariomycetes; Xylariales; Hypoxylaceae.
AUGGAUAAUGGUGAUGGUGAUGGUCAGUCUCGGUUCUGCCAUGACGGGAAAGAUGGCGAGAAAGCCGCAGGACCGGACAGCAAGGACAUUUAUGUUCAGCUUGUAAUCUCGCUCGCCUUAGGUAUAUCAGCCUUUGUCGCUUUUUGUAUCCUAAGACCUCGGUGGAAGACUCUCUACGCCGCUCGGAGACGUCACUAUGAUCCUCAGAUUGCGCUUCCUGCGCUUCCCGACAGUUUCUUUGGAUGGAUACCAGCAUUAUAUAGAAUUACAGAGGAACAGGUGCUGGCAUCUGCAGGCUUAGAUGCCUUUGUGUUUCUAUCCUUUUUCAAGAUGUCGCUCCGCCUAUUUACUACCAUGUUAUUUUUCGCCCUCGCCGUUCUUUGGCCUAUCCACAAGACUUUCAAUGCCGGCACGAAUCAACCGCCUAGCGAAUCCUUCGGAGAUGCUUCCAUGUUUAUGAACUUGGUACUGCGAGACGGAAACUAUAGCAUGAGCGGCAUGGAAAAUAUUCUGACGAAGCCCGAACCUGAGGAUAAGAGCUGGAGCUUGCUAUGGGCUCCGGUCUUUACUUGGUUAUUCUCUUUCCUUACAAUGUACUUCAUGAAUUCCGAGACUAUAAAAGUGAUCAAAGUGAGGCAGGACUAUUUGGGUACUCAGUCAACAAUAACCGACCGGACUUUCCGGCUAACGGGAGUUCCCGAAGAUAUCAGAUCAGAGGAGAAGGUUAAGGAGUUUGUGGAGAACUUAGAGAUCGGACAUGUGCGAAGCGUUGCGUUGUGUCGAAACUGGUCUGAGAUAGACGGUCUGAUGGCCGAACGACAAAUCCUUUUACGAAAACUUGAAGAAGCAUGGAGUGUUUAUCUAGCUAGGAGACCACCAACAGGAGCGUCCAAUCAUCAACAACGCCCAGAUCCGGACAGGACUAGCCAAGGCAACGAUGACAACGAUGAGGAGUCGCAGGAGAAUAGGCGUCUUCUCACCGGCGAUGGCCUACGGGACCUUAUCGCAGAGAGGGCGAGACCUAAAGUUCGUCUUCGGUAUGGCUUUCUUAGAAUGCGCAGUCGUAAAACCGAUGCUCUUGACUAUUACGAGGAGAAGUUACGUCGUCUUGAUGAGAAAAUCCGAAAUGCGAGAAGGAAAGAGUAUACGCCAACAGAUACCGCGUUUGUGACGAUGGAUUCUAUUGCGGCGUGUCAAAUGGCCAUGCAAGCCACCAUUGACCCUAGACCAGGACAGCUGCUGUCGAAGCCCGCGCCUGCUCCUUCAGAUGUUAUUUGGAAGAACACUUAUACUCCACGAUACAAGCGUCGAUUAAAAGCAUGGACCGUUACCCUCUUCAUCACCUUCCUAUCCAUCAUCUGGUUGUUCCCAGUAGCGGUACUAGCUCAGUUACUCAGCCUUUGUGGCAUUUCGAAGGUAGCGCCCUCCCUUGCCGAGACACUUUAUGCGCACGAUAUUACGAGGGCUUUCGUACGGACCGGCUUACCUACCCUCGUGGUUUCGUUGCUCAACGUCUUGGUGCCAUACCUCUACGAUUAUCUUUCCAACAAGCAAGGCAUGAUGUCUCAAGGCGAUGUUGAACUUUCCACGAUAUCGAAGAAUUUUUUCUUCAUAUUCUUCAAUAUCUUUGUUGUCUAUGCGGUCUCAGGUAGUGCAGCUCUAUCGGAUUUCUGGAAGAUAAUCGGAGAUUCGCUCAGCGAUACGCGUACUAUCGCAAAGAAGUUGGCCAUCUCGAUACAAAACUUGAACAACUUCUACCUCAAUUUCAUCAUGUUGCAAGGAUUCGGCCUGUUUCCAUUUAAACUUCUCCAAUUCGGGGGCAUCACGCUGUAUGCCAUCUAUCGGAUGGGAGCGAAGACGCCGCGAGAUUUUGCUGAGCUUGUCCGACCCAGUCUGUUCAACUACGGGUUCUACCUCCCUACCGCUCUACUGGUGUUUAUCCUCUGUUUAGUGUACAGCAUCCUCCCUGGCGCGCACAUUGUCUUGCUACUUGGUGUCUGCUAUUUCUCACUCGGAUAUUUUGUUUACAAGUAUCAAUUGUUGUAUUCGAUGGACCAACCACAGCACGCCACUGGUGGCGCAUGGCCGAUUAUAUGCGGACGUAUCAUUGUUGGCUUAGUUGCAUUCGAAGUUAUCAUGAUUGCUUUCUUGGUACUGCAGACAGCCUUUAUAGCUGCAUCAUUUAUUGCACCUCUAGUUGUCUUGACUUUUUGGUAUAGCUUUUAUUCCCGGCAGCGAUACACUCCACUUACGAAAUUUAUCGCGCUUCGUAGUAUUAAGCGCGCUACUGAUCCUGGUUCGGAAACUCGUCCUGAUCGAGAUCCAGACCAAGUACAACGGCAAACUCGACUAACGAGACGCAUGAGCACCAUCGACGAAGAUAAGGAAAAGGGGAUGAGGUUCAUAAACCCGAGUCUUGUUGUCCCCUUAGAACAGCCUUGGGUGUAUCAAGAUCCACCACCACUUCUGCCAGAGUCAUCUGUUAGCUCUAGCACGGGGAGUGUUGGCGAGAAUGGUAGUCGCAGGGAGGCGUCGCUAAGAAGUAAUGACGAGCUGGGUAGCGUUUCUAGUUCCUUUAGUCUUGGAGAUACCCAUAUUUGGCGAGACAGCAAUGGCGAUGACAACGUAUGA